AUGGAUAAAUUUGUAACAUCUAUUCGUUCACUUAAAAGACAAUAUGAGGACAACGAAUUUGAAACCGACAAUCCUGGACCGUCUGAACGCGAACCAUAUAUUCAAGAUAAUACAUCGUCUAUAAUGAAUGCAACAAUUGAUGAAAAAGAAAAUUACCUAUUAGAUGGUACAUUUUUUAAGAAGAUUUCAAACACUGGAUCAAAAAUGUCAGUUACUUGUUUAAACUGCAACAAAAAGAUAAUUGCGUACUCAGGUUCUACCGGGAACUUAUUGAGUCACUAUAAACAUGUGCAUCCGGGUUUGAUGACUGAAUUAAAGGCUUACAAAAUAAAGAAAUCUACUUCUACUGGUGUGUCAAAACAGUCAAAACAAAUUACAAUAUGUCAUUCUACUGAAAACUCUGGAUUCAAGAGGAAAUGUUCGAAAGAAAAGGUUACCGAAUUGGUUUUCAACUAUAUUGUAGAAGAGAUGAAGCCGGAUAUCAACAUGUGA
Messenger RNA from Macrosiphum euphorbiae (potato aphid), 492 nucleotides. The record is from the annotation of a GenBank genome assembly. NCBI's taxonomy places the organism in Eukaryota, Metazoa, Arthropoda, Insecta, Hemiptera, Aphididae.